Molecule: messenger RNA, 6905 nt
Organism: Fukomys damarensis (Damara mole-rat)
Lineage: Eukaryota; Metazoa; Chordata; Mammalia; Rodentia; Bathyergidae
Gene: Trpm6
Product: transient receptor potential cation channel subfamily M member 6
Exons: 39
Coding region: 101-6217 (2038 amino acids)
Biological process (GO): protein phosphorylation; protein tetramerization; monoatomic cation transmembrane transport
Cellular component (GO): apical plasma membrane
Molecular function (GO): ATP binding; monoatomic cation channel activity; protein serine/threonine kinase activity
Source: RefSeq, a predicted model, not a curated record
CUGUAAAAGGCAGCGUGUGGAGGUGGAGCCCAGGUUUUCCAGACUCCAGAGUUAACAGCUCAGACGAGGGAGCUUUGGCGGCUGGGCCUGCACAUCGAGGAUGAAAACCCAGUCCACCGUGGAGGGCUUCCAGUCCCAGAAAUCCUGGAUUGAAGGAGUGUUCAGUAAGAGAGAAUGUAACAAGGUCAUACCGAGUUCAAAAGACCCUCACAGGUGUGCUCUAGGCUGCCAAGUCUGCCAGAAUUUAAUCAGGUGCUACUGUGGCCGAUUGAUUCAAGACCAUCAUGGGAUAGAUUAUGCCUGGCCCCUCUCAGCUGCCAAGAAAAACAAACAUGAGCAAUGGUCUGUUGAAAAGCACACAGUGAAAAGCCCUACAGAUACCUUUGGCACUAUUAAUUUCCAAGAUGGAGAACACAUCUACCACUCCAAGUACAUUCGAACUUCUUACGACACCAGGAUGGACCAUCUGCUACAUUUGAUGUUGGAAGAGUGGAAGAUGGAGUUGCCCAAGCUGGUGAUCUCUAUCCAUGGAGGUGUCCAGAACUUCAAGAUGCCCUCCAAGCUGAAAGAGAUCUUCAGCCAGGGUUUGGUCAAAGCUGCAGAGACAACGGGAGCAUGGGUAAUAACGGAAGGCAUCAACACAGGAGUGUCCAAGCAUGUUGGAGACGCCCUGAAAGCCCAUUCUUCUAAGUCUUUGAGAAAAAUCUGGACAGUUGGAAUCCCUCCUUGGGGUGUCAUUGAGAACCAGAGAGAUCUUAUUGGAAAAGAUGUGGUGUGCAUGUACCAGACGCUGGGCAGCCCCAUCAGCAAGCUCACCACACUCAACUGCGUGCACUCGCACUUCAUCCUGUCUGACGACGGCACUGUGGGCAAGUACGGGAGUGAAAUGAAGCUCAGGAGGAACCUGGAGAAGUACCUGUCCCUGCAGAAAAUACACAGCUCAGGCUCUAGACAAGGGGUGCCCGUGGUGGGGCUGGUGGUGGAAGGAGGCCCCAAUGUCAUCCUUUCGGUGUGGGAGACCGUCAAGGACAAAGACCCCGUGGUGGUGUGUGAAGGCACGGGCAGAGCUGCCGACCUGCUGGCCCUCACCCACAAGCACUUAGCAGAUGAAGGGACGCUGCGCCCGCAGGUGAAAGAGGAGAUCAUCUCUAUUAUUCAGAACGCUUUCAACUUCAGUCUCAAGCAGUCCAAGCACCUUUUCCAAAUUCUAAUGGAAUGUAUGGUGUACAAGGAUUCUAUCACCAUAUUUGAUGCCGACUCAGAAGAGCAUCAAGACCUGGACUUGGCAAUCCUGACAGCACUGCUGAAAGGCACAAGCUUAUCAGCUUUGGAGCAACUAAAUCUAACGAUGGCUUGGGACAGGGUGGACAUUGCCAAGAAACACAUCUUAAUUUGCGGACCACAUUGGAAGACUGGCAUGCUGGAGCAAGCAAUGUUAGACGCUUUGGUGAUGGAUCGCGUGGAUUUUGUGAAGCUCUUAAUUGAAAACGGAGUGAACCUUCAUCGCUUUCUUACCAUCCCCCGAUUAGAAGACCUCUAUAACACAAAACAAGGGCCAACUAACAUGCUCUUGCAUCAUCUUGUCCAAGACGUGAAACAGCACACCCUUCUUUCUGGCUACAAAAUAACACUGAUUGACAUUGGGCUGGUAGUAGAAUACCUCAUUGGUGGAGCCUACCGCAGCAGCUACACUAGGAAAUCUUUCAGAGUCCUGUACAACAACCUCUAUAGAAAAAAGAAGAGUGUGACCAGCUUAGCUCAGAGCCUUUGCCAGCACUCCCCUCACCAGAGGCACUCUUCAGAAAAUAGAAGAGAGUCCGCAGAAAGCACAUUGCAUUCCCAGUUCUGCAGAACGGCCCAGCCUUACAAACUCAAGGAAAAGUCUGGAGUCCCUCAUAAAUCAAGGAAAAAGUCAAAGGAAAGACAGGAUUCAUUAGAUGACCCCGAGUCUACUGGCUUUACUUACCCAUACAAUGACCUGCUGGUUUGGGCUGUGCUAAUGAAGAGGCAGAAGAUGGCCAUGUUCUUUUGGCAGCACGGAGCAGAGGCCACAGUUAAGGCUGUGAUCGCUUAUAUCCUUUACAGAGCCAUGGCCCACGAAGCUAAGGAGAGCAACAUGGUAGAUGAUACCUCAGAAGAGCUGAAGAGUUACUCAAAGCAGUUUGGCCAGCUGGCCCUGGACGUACUGGAGAAGGCGUUUAAGCAGAAUGAGCCCAUGGCCAUGAAACUCUUGACGUACGAACUUAAGAACUGGAGCAACUCCACCUGCUUGAAGCUGGCCGCGUCUGGAGGGCUGCACCCUUUCGUCUCGCAUUCUUGUACCCAGAUGCUGCUGACAGACAUGUGGGUGGGACGUCUGAAGAUGAGGAAGAAUUCCUGGUGUAAGAUCAUCACAAGUAUUCUUUUGCCACCCACCAUUUUGACUUUGGAAUUUAAAAGCAAAGCUGAGAUGUCGCAUGUGCCCCAGUCCCAGGAUUUCCAGUUCGCGUGGUAUUACAGUGACCAGAGCCCCGGCAGUGCCAAAGAGAACACGUGCAUGAAAGACUGUGAUUUGGAAAGGGGCCCUGAUGAGAAGCUGGAUGAAAGUCAGCACUCUGAUCUAAGGAACCGGUCCCAAAGCCUUCCCUGGACCAGGAAAGUGUAUGAGUUCUACAGCGCCCCUAUUGUCAAGUUUUGGUUCUACACGGUGGCAUACUUGGCGUUCCUCAUGCUGUUCACUUACACGGUGUUGGUGGAGAUGCAGCCCCAACCCAGCAUGCAAGAGUGGCUUGUUAUCCUUUACAUCUUCUCCAGUGCUAUUGACAAAGUCAGGGAGAUCUGUAUCUCAGAACCGGAGAAGUUUACUCAAAAGGUGAAGGUGUGGAUGAGUGAGUACUGGAACCUGAUGGAGACUGUGGCCAUUACUCUGUUUUCAGUUGGUUUUUGCCUCCGGUGGCAUGGGCCUCCUUUUCAAACAGUGGGCAGGCUGAUCUACUGCAUCGACACCAUCUUCUGGUUCUCACGGCUCCUGGACUUCUUUGCUGUGAACCAACAUGCAGGCCCUUAUGUCACUAUGAUCGCAAAAAUGAGCGCGAAUAUGUUCUACAUCGUAAUCAUUAUGGCCAUUGUCCUGCUGAGCUUCGGAGUGGCACGCAAGGCCAUCCUUUCACCGCAUGAGCCUCCGUCUUGGAAACUUGCUCGAGAUGUUGUGUUUGAGCCGUACUGGAUGAUGUAUGGGGAGGUCUACGCUUCAGAAAUAGAUGUUUGUGAAGAGGAUCCGUCUUGCCCUCCGGGCUCCUUUCUUACCCCGUUCCUGCAAGCUGUCUACCUCUUCGUGCAGUACAUCAUCAUGGUGAACCUGCUGAUUGCUUUCUUCAACAACGUUUAUCUAGAUAUGAAGUCUAUUUCAAAUAAGCUUUGGAAAUACAACCGCUAUCACUACACCAUGACCUACCACAAGAAGCCCUGGCUGCCACCCCCGUUCAUCGUGCUCAGCCACCUGGGGCUCCUCAUCCACAGACUGUGCUGUCGCCGGGCUCCUCGGGACCGUGACCUGGAAGAGAGCGACGUGGGACUGAAACUCUACUUGAGUACCGAGGAUCUAAAAAAGCUUCAUGAGUUUGAAGAGCAGUGUGUGGAAAAAUACUUCCAUGAGAAGAUGGAGAGUCUGAAUUGCAGUUUUGAGGACCGAGUCCGAGUGACAUCUGAAAGGGUUUCAGAAAUGUAUUUCCAGCUGCACGAAAUGAAUGAAAAGGUGUCUUUUGUAAAGGAUUCCCUGCUGUCUUUGGACAGUCAGGUGGGACACCUGCAGGACCUCUCUGCCUUGGCUGUGGAUACUCUGAAGGUUCUUUCUGCAGUCGACACAUUGCAAGAGGACGAGGCUCGCCUGGCCAACAGGAAGUUUUCUGUCGGCAGAAAACUUCCCCACAGCUGGAACAAUGUCAUCUACACAAAGAUCUUGGGCAGCACAGAGAUCCCCAGAGAGACAAAAUACGGAUACUUUAGCAUGCCCCCUUCUUUGCUGCGGAGCUUGGCUAGAAGCCAGCUUCCCUCAAGAAUGCAGAAUGGAGCCCGUGAGAUUAUGGCCAGUCAGAGAGCGGCCUCAAAUAUGAGAGAUGGCCCGGAGGAGCAAGAAGCAGAAAACAGUACAGUCGAUUCUGGGGUGUCUCCCAACAGGCAUGCAAAUUCUAAGUAUGGCCAGUUUCUUCUGGUUCCUUCUGAUCUAAAGCAAGUUCCUUCUGCAGAAACGGCCUCGCCCCUCUCCAAACCAUCUGGGCAAGCAGAUGCAGACGUACUAGCAAAUGAAGAGAUUGUGCAGAGUGGGGUCCCUGGUCAUCUGACCAGGCAGACUCCAGCUGCCUCAGGCCGAGCAUCAGUGACAGAACCCGGAGAGCAGCACGAGCCAGUCGCUGAGAUUCCAGAAGAGCAAGGCACAGUGGAGCAGGUUCAGUCCGCUCUGACUGGUUCACCCACGCCCACCACAAUGGCUUCCCUCUCUUCCCGACCCAAGAGCUCACGGUCUGGAGAUGGAUAUGUGAACUUGGCAUUUUCCGAAGGCGAUGAAACGGGUGUGUUUGACUUCAAGAGCAAGUGGCAGGCCUGCUUGCCUUCCUCUCGUAAGGGUGACUCAACUCGGAGUGUGCCGUGUCCCCCGCGGAUCCAAGGCAGGUGUCUGUCUGAGAACUCAGCGGACCUGUCCCGAAGUACUGAGUGCUUGGAGGGGGCGCGACCGUGCCUGCGGCCAGGUAGAUCCUCCUGGGUCAGCCCUCUCCGCAGAGACAGACCCUUCGCUGGCAGUCAUAGCUUUAGAUUCCACAAGGAGGAGAAACCGAUGAAGAGCGAGGAGAUUAAAAGUCGCUCAAGAUCUUCAGAGAUAGGAUUAGCAUGGAUGAAAGCAAAAAUGCUCUCGAAGGACAGGAGAUUGUCAAAGAAAAAGAAGAAAACGCAAGGACUACAGCUGCCAGUCAUAACAGUCAACACCUGCUGUCAAAAUGACCAAUUGAAUUCAGGAGCAGGAGAAAAUAACAUCUCAGAAGAUGAGUGCAGCAAGAAUCGGGUCACAAUGUCCAACUUCAGCCAGAUAAGUCUAGAACCUUGUAUAUAUCAGAAGAUGGAAACCAAGGAAAUUGAGAAGCAUGCUGUACCUGUCAGUCAUUACCUAAAGUGGUCUCAAGAGGAGCUGAGGGAGAGCCCCCUGUGGGAGUCCAGGAGCACACCUGCCACUAGGAACUCCCUGCUGGGAAGUUCAAAUGGAGUAGACAGGAUCUCAGCAUCCUUAAAAAGCCCUCAAGAGCCUCAUCACCACUAUUCAGCCAUUGAAAGGAAUAAUUUAAUGAGGCUUUCUCAGACCAUACCAUUUAUGCCAAUCCAACUGUUUGUGGGAGAAGAAGUGACUGUCUACAGGUUGGAGGAGAGUUCCCCUUUGAACCUUGACAAAAGCAUGUCCUCUUGGUCCCAGCAUGGGAGAGCUGCGAUGAUCCAGGUGCUAUCUCAAGAGGAGAUAGAUGGAGGCCUCCGCAAAGCCAUGAGAGUCAUCAGCACUUGGUCUGAAGAUGAUGUUCUUAAACCAGGACAGGUUUUCAUCGUGAAGUCCUUUCUCCCCGAGGUGGUGCAGACUUGGCAUGAAAUCUUCCAGGAGAGUACGGUGCUUCAUCUCUGCCUCCGGGAAAUUCAACAACAAAGAGCUGCUCAGAAACUAAUAUAUACCUUCAAUCAAGUGAAACCACAAACUAUUCCUUACACCCCAAGGUUCCUGGAGGUUUUCUUAAUCUACUGCCAUUCAGCUAACCAGUGGUUGACCAUUGAGAAGUAUAUGACGGGGGAGUUCCGGAAGUACAACAACAACAGUGGAGAUGAAAUUGCCCCCAGCAAUACCCUGGAAGAGCUGAUGUUGGCUUUCUCUCACUGGACCUAUGAGUAUACGAGGGGAGAGCUGCUGGUUUUAGAUUUGCAAGGUGUUGGAGAAAAUCUGACAGAUCCAUCUGUUAUAAAACCUGAAGACAAACAAUCAAGAGGAAUGGUGUUUGGGCCAGCCAAUGUAGGGGAACACGCAAUUAGAAACUUCAUUGCAAAACAUCGUUGCAACUCCUGCUGCCGGAAACUCAAACUCCCGGAUUUAAAAAGGAAUGACUAUUCCCCUGGAAGGGUCAAUUCCAACUUUGGACUUGAGAAGGACGUGGAACCAGCAGCGGGGCAUUCAACAAAUGGAAAUUCCUCAGAAGAUCAAACACGACUCUAACAAUGAGAGGAGCAAGAAGGCGAUUGCUCUCUGUGCCUGCUCUGGCCUGAAUUCUGUGGUGACAUAGAUUCACUGGCGUGGUCCUGGUGACAUCAGAGCCUCUGUUAGGAUGGCCUCACAGGUGGCCCUCUGAGUCUCAUGACUCACCCUGCCCAGAGACGACACUGACCUCUGUGUACUCUCAAGUUUUACCAGAAGAUCCUUGGGCGAGUGAGCUGGCAGUACUGUUCCUUUAUAACUCAUUGCUUUCCCCAGAUGCUUGGAGCAGAAUCCUGUGCACUGAAGAACAAGGCGGAUGAAUUUAAUUUAUUUUUCACUGUAUGUGCACACUUUAGCCCCUGUAGUCCCGCAGUUAUUUACCACCUUACCCACAGAUUGUACUUAGGCAUAUAAAUAGGUGUGUGUGUAUGUAUAUACAUACAUAUAUAUGUAUACAUAUAUAUGUAUAUGCACAUUAAAAGGCUAUUUGACUUCUUUCCUGUCUAGCAGUAUAAGACUUUAAGAGGCAACAGCAGAAAGACAAUGGGAUGAGGGUGUAUUUGCACAGAUAGGAGCACACUCCUGAGUCAACCACUAGAAACCGUCCUGGUGAAGUCUCGACAGGAGAAAAUGCUGUCAUUAAAUCACAGAAUGCAGGGAAUUGCAGCUUUCUCUGAAAGAAAGAAAAGGGGACAUCUAAACCGUAUGC